Microthlaspi erraticum is the source of this 2283-nucleotide messenger RNA. The record is from the annotation of a GenBank genome assembly. Lineage: Eukaryota; Viridiplantae; Streptophyta; Magnoliopsida; Brassicales; Brassicaceae.
AUGAGCUUUAAGAAGAAUACUAACUGCUCUCCCUUGUUGAUUCUCUUGAAGCUGCAGCUUUUGUUGAUCCUUUAUUCUGCAGAUCUCGCUGCUUGUCCAACUAAAUGUGGAAAAAUCGAGAUCCCAUACCCUUUUGGUAUCGGAAAUGAUUGCUAUCUCGACAAGUACUACGAAGUUGAAUGUCGUGAGACCAAUACUUCAAGAAAGCCAGCCCCUUUCCUUCCUGCAAUUGGCAAAGAAGUUAACCCGAUAACAUCCACUGGAUGUGGGAACAAGUCUACAGAACCGGUAAUGAACUUGACCGGUAGCCCUUUUUUCAGUGAUGGCCUCAACAGCCUCAUAGCAGCUGGUUGCAACGCCAAAGUGUCGUUGACACAUAUAAAGCCGAGUAUGAUGGGAUGCGAGCUGAACUGCAAUGCAAGAAGAGACUCGCAUCUCAAUAACAUCCCUUUCUUCAACAAAACGGGGUGCUCGACGCACGUUUUUUACUAUGAUAACAGCGAGGCUUGUGAAGAUGACAAACCAGGAGAUACAGAAUGCGAUGGUAACGGAUGUUGCAAGGCAAAUCUUGGUGCCGAGCCUCGACAAGUUAUUGGUAUCAGGAUAGAGAGCAAUGGUGGAAACUCGACUACAAGAGAAGAUUGUAGAGUCGCUUUCUUAACAGAUGAAGUCUACACUUUGUCGAAUGCCACCAAACCAGAAGAGUUGUUUGCUAAAGGAUAUGCUACACUUAGUCUUGGAUGGAUAAUCCAGACGAAGAAUACUUCGUUCCUCAACUCCUUGGCCUGCACAAUGGGAAAAGAUAAUGAUCAUACCACUUACUCUGCUGAAACCGAACCAACGUGUAGAUGCGGAAAAAGAACCAUGUCUGAGAUUAGUCAUGCAAACUGUGAAUGCAAGAAAGGUUACUUAGGUAACCCUUAUGUUCCGAAAGGAUGCGAAGAUAUUGAUGAAUGUAAAAGGACACCCAAAGUAUGUGGAAAAGGAGAAAAGUGUGAGAAUACAAUUGGAGGCUAUCAAUGUGUGGCUGAUAAAACUAAAGCAAUACUGAUAGGGGUGGGUGCAGGUUUUGGAGUCUUAGUCCUAGUCGGUGGAGUAUGGGGGCUGAGGAAGUUUCUAAUAAAGAGAAGGAUGUCAAAGAGGAAGAAGAAAUUCUUCAAACGUAAUGGAGGACUACUGUUGCAACAAGAACUAAACACAAGACAAGGAAAUGUCGAAAAGACGAGAAUCUUCAGCUCAAGAGAGUUGGGGAAAGCCACUGAGAGCUUCAGUGAAAACAGAGUUCUUGGACACGGUGGUCAAGGCACUGUGUACAAAGGAAUGCUCCUAGAUGGUAGAACCGUGGCGGUCAAGAAAUCCAAAGUUAUUGAUGAGGACAAACUACAAGAGUUUAUCAACGAGGUGGUGAUUCUCUCUCAGAUCAACCACAGACAUGUUGUUAAACUCUUGGGGUGCUGUCUUGAGACGGAAGUUCCAAUGCUGGUUUACGAGUUUAUCAUCAAUGGAAACCUCUAUCAGCAUUUGCAUGAAGAGUCUGAUGAUUACACUAUGAGUUGGGAAAUGCGUCUACGCAUUGCUGUGGAUAUAGCAGGAGCUCUCUCUUAUCUCCAUUCUUCUGCAAGUUCUCCGAUUUAUCACAGAGACAUCAAAUCAUCAAACAUAUUACUAGACGAGAAGUACAGAGCCAAGGUUGCUGAUUUCGGAACAUCAAGGUCCAUAACUAUAGAUCAAACUCACUGGACAACGGUUGUUUCAGGUACAGUUGGAUAUUUAGAUCCAGAGUAUUACCGGUCAAGUCAAUACACUGACAAGAGCGAUGUUUAUAGCUUUGGAGUUGUUCUCGCUGAGCUUGUCACUGGAGAUAAGCCUGUGGUAAUUGUAGAAAACGCUCAAGAGAAAAGAAGUUUGGCAGAGCAUUUCAGAGAUGCCAUGAAAGAGGCGAGAUUUUUUGAGAUUAUGGAUGCUCGAAUAAGAGAUGAAUGCAAACCGGAGCAAGUAAUGGCAGUAGCCAAGCUGGCGAUGAAGUGCUUGAGCUCAAAAGGAAAGAAUCGUCCCAACAUGAGACAAGUUUUUACCGAGUUGGAGAGGAUAUGUACUUCUCCAGAGGAUUCACAAGUGCCGGUUCACAUUGACGAAGAAGAAGAAGAUGAAGAAGAAGAGGAAGUUAUGAAGACUAUAAACAGAAGCCAUUCUUGGAGGAUCGGUGUUACAGCUCCGAUUGUGGCUUCAACUUCUUCUUCAGAUGUUGAACCAUUGUUUCCUCGUCUCAAAACGUUUGGGUGA